Messenger RNA from Plasmopara halstedii, 252 nucleotides. RefSeq lists its product as uncharacterized. NCBI's taxonomy places the organism in Eukaryota, Oomycota, Peronosporomycetes, Peronosporales, Peronosporaceae. The coding region runs from base 1 to 252 and encodes 83 amino acids. The transcript has 3 exons. The record is from RefSeq and is a predicted model, not a curated record.
AUGUACACGUGUAAAGGUAGCGUUAGCGAACUAAGGACCGAUAAAAGAUACUUCUUAACUCCCCCCAGCUACUCAAAUCAAGCUCAUCUCCCUGUCGCCGCACUCGCAACGUUAACCCUGGUAGCGCCUAUAAGUGUCCGUGCUCGCCGAACUUGUCCUGAACAUCACACAACCAACUUUGAGACUAGGUCUGCGUUUUGUGGGCUAAAGAUGCAAAGCGGUAGUAACACUUUAGUGCAGCUCGGUGGAUAA